This is a messenger RNA of Trametes versicolor FP-101664 SS1, 655 nucleotides long. Its product is annotated as UPF0220-domain-containing protein. NCBI's taxonomy places the organism in Eukaryota, Fungi, Basidiomycota, Agaricomycetes, Polyporales, Polyporaceae. Gene Ontology annotation, cellular component: fungal-type vacuole membrane; Vps55/Vps68 complex. The transcript has 3 exons. The coding region runs from base 28 to 582 and encodes 184 amino acids. Gene Ontology annotation, biological process: protein targeting to vacuole; late endosome to vacuole transport via multivesicular body sorting pathway. The record is from RefSeq and is a predicted model, not a curated record.
CGAGCACCCUAAGCCACCCUGACAACCAUGGCCGUUCCUCGUCACAACUACGACCCUCGCCGGGUGUGUCUCAACCCCUUCCCCAACAUCAGCCUCGGCAAGCACAGGCGCACAGUCGGUAUCUACCUCGCCGGCGGUCUUUUCGCGCUCGCGAACUGGACGUUCCUCGACGCCGCGAUCCUCUCCGCGCAUGCGCACUCGCCCUAUGACGAGCCGGAGCGGCCAGUCCCGGUCCACGUCGCCUUCCUCGACUGGCUGCCCGGAAUCUGCUCCCUCCUGGGCAUGCUCAUCAUCAACCUUAUCGACAAGGACCGCGUGCAGGGGAACGAGGACUUUGGGGACUCGCGCGCGGUGUGGCGCGCUCGCCUGUUCCUGUUCAUUGGCUUCGCGUUCAUGGCUGGCGGACUUGCGGGCAGUGUGUGUAUCCUGGUGCUCAAGUAUAUCCUGAAUCACUACCCGGAGCAGUAUACCUAUUACGGCUACGCCAACGUCUCCCAGAAUGUCGCCUUAAUGCUUUCUUCUAUAGUGCUCUGGAUCUCACAGAGCGUUAGUACGGAGUACGAGUACACGCUGUCUAUUUAGUUACGCCUGUGUUGUGCGAUGCUGUCAUGCUGCUACUGCGAACCAGGAGAAUAUAUGUAUGAGUGGACACUGG